Pundamilia nyererei is the source of this 699-nucleotide messenger RNA. It is a transcript of the gene fgfbp2b, whose product is annotated as fibroblast growth factor binding protein 2b. The transcript has a single exon. Gene Ontology annotation, biological process: cell-cell signaling. The record is from RefSeq and is a predicted model, not a curated record. Lineage: Eukaryota; Metazoa; Chordata; Actinopteri; Cichliformes; Cichlidae. The coding region runs from base 1 to 699 and encodes 232 amino acids. Gene Ontology annotation, molecular function: growth factor binding.
AUGAGAGCUGGGUUGAGGCUGUUGCUGCUGGUUUCGGCAGCAGCUGUUUGUGUUUCAAAUGCUCAAACCGACAACAGCAGCGACAAUGACAAGCAGCAGCAGCGCAGCAUCUGGGAUGAACCCAUCAGAUUCAGCACCAAGACCAAAGACUCCUGCACCAUGGUGGUGUCUGCACCAGAGAACUACACCCGCCUUCGUGUCUCCUGCAAGGGCCAAACCCCAGGACGCUCUUACCACUGCGACUUCCAGGGCAAACCCACCCUGUGCCGGGCCUACAACCAGAACCCUCGCCACUACUUCACACAGAUGAUGUGGGAGUUGAGGAAACUGAGCCACGCCUGCCAGGGAACUAAAAUCUACCGCCCGCACAUGUGCAAGAAAUACCCAGAUGAGACUCAGAUGACCUUGCUGGCCUCCUGGCCCAAAACAGCCAACUUGAAGCCCUCCAAGCCCGCUCAGGAACCACGUAAACCAGCACUGCCAGCUCAGACCAAGCCUGUUACUUCUCCUAAACCUGUGAAGCCCAAUAAGCAGCCAGGCAAGGGGCGUCAGAGCAGGAAGACUACUCCUAAGCCUGAGAAAACCAGUGAUCACCCGACGGAGCUGCCUGAAUCCACAGCUUCCCGUCUUGCAUCCGAUUACUGCUGGAAGAGCUUCCAAGGCAUCUGCACCUACGUCAUCAACUGGUUCCAAAACUGA